GGGGAAGAAAUACCGAAGGGGGGCUUUCCAACUGAGACAUCAACAGCCAGAAGAAUGAGCGGCGGCUCCAUUUUGCUAUGUUCCCAUCUCGAUUUAAAAAAACAUUUACUUUAAUAUUGUUUUUACGAUGUCAGCUACCGAUAAAAUACUCUAGCUGCCUAUUUUAAAAACGGAGUUCGGUCGUUUUCAUUGUAAGCGGUUACAUUGUGGCGUUCGCCUUCAUGAACGUGCCAUUCACCGACGCUCCAUUUAUAACAUAGUAGCUCCUGAAAAACGACGUUGCAUUUGUCAACGUUACAGAUCUGAUUCAUGUCAUGUCAGCAGGGCGGAAUGCGGACGUGCGGGAGCUGCAGAUCCCCCUCCAGCAUCGCUCUCCCUCCCUGGCUGCUCUCUCUCUGGCCCAGCGUCCCUGGCCCAGCGACCCCGAGGCAGGCUUCUUACCCCAGCACGGGGGCUUCUGGGACCACUUCAUAGCCACCCCAGAGCCCAAAUACUGCUGUGAGGCCUGCAGGCUAGUGCUCUGCAACCCCAGGCAGACAGAGUGUGGACACCGCUUCUGUGAAACCUGCAUCUCCGAGCAGCUAAGCAAACCAAAUCCAGUAUGUCCAGCCGAUAUGGAGCCUCUGUUCAAAGACAAGAUCUUCCGUGAUGUGUGCUGCCAUAGAGAGAUCAUGGCUUUGAGAGUGUACUGCAGGAGUGAGAAGAAUGGCUGUAAGGAGCAGAUGAGUCUACAUCAGGUCAUGGAUCAUUUGAAUGUGUGUCCGUAUUUUGAGGUGCCAUGCCCUUUAGGAAAGUGCAAAGAGAAGAUGAUGCGCAAAGACAUUCCUGAGCACUUGAGUUGGAAAUGUAAACACAGAGAGACCACCUGUGAAUUCUGCAUGCACAAGAUGGCCAUGACUGAAUUACAGAAACACAAAGAAACCGUUUGUCCUUCAUUUCCGGUGGCCUGCCCCAAUCAUUGUACUUUUCCCUCCAUCUUACGGAGCGAGCUGACAAGUCAUCAGCAUGUGUGCCCCAAGGCUCAUGUCACCUGCUCCUUUAUCCGCUUUGGAUGCAAUUUCAAGGGUCUCAACCAAGACAUGAGGGAUCAUGAAUCAAGCUUUGCCUCUGAACACCUGCGGCUGAUGGCAACCAGGAACACUACGCUGGAGGCCAAGAUGGAGGAUGUUAAAGGAGAGCUUCUGGAGCGGUACAAGGUUCUGCCAGGCCUAAGCAGCCGUCUGUCUGAAACAGAGUCUCAGUACGAGGAGAUGAGGGAGAAUAACAGACAGCUGGAGCAGAAGCUCACUACCAUGCAGAACUUGAUGAGUUCCCACUCUGAGAAGCUUUUGGAGAUGGAGCUGGAGCUGAGGUCUCUGAGGACCAUCCGAGAGGAGGUGGAAACACUACGAGGCACCGUGGAGAGCAUUCGUUCCAGGGUUGCAACGCUAGAGGGAGGAAGGGGCGGGGCCAUCCCAGCCACACACACACUAGGUUCUUUAGAGACACAGCUCUCCCGUCAGGACGACAUGCUGAGUGUCCACGAGAUCCGCUUGGCCGACAUGGACCUGCGCUUCCAGGUCCUAGAGACGGCCUCCUUCAAUGGGACGCUCAUCUGGAAGAUCCGUGACUACAAGCGGCGGAAACAAGAAGCCGUGGCGUCAAAGACCCUGUCUCUCUACAGCCAGCCUUUCUACACUGGAUACUUUGGCUACAAGAUGUGUGCCCGGGUCUACCUGAACGGAGACGGCAUGGGGAAAGGAACCCACCUGUCUCUGUUUUUUGUGGUGAUGCGUGGCGAGUACGAUGCCCUGCUGCUCUGGCCCUUUAAGCAGAAGGUGACUCUGAUGCUGAUGGACCAGGGCCCAGCCAGGAAGCAUCUAGGGGAUGCCUUCAAACCAGACCCCAACAGCAGCAGCUUCAGACGACCCACGGCAGAGAUGAACAUAGCCUCGGGCUGCCCGCUGUUCGUGGCCCAGACUGUGCUGGAGAACGGUACUUACAUCAAGGAUGAUACCAUCUUCAUUAAGGUCACAGUGGACACAUCUGACCUCCCUGAUCCUUGACCCCUGGUCUGUAGAGAACAGCAGAUGUAUCUGGAUCAGGGUGCUCUUAUGUGAGAGAGAUUGCAAAAGAUGGAAUGGAGAGAGCAGAAAGAAGGAUGGAGAACAAGAAAAGAACAGAAGUUAGAAUAAGAGUAAGGUUUCUUUGCAGAUCUCAAGGUGCAGCCUAAGCCUGCAGAAAGAGCUGGGUGGACCUCAGAGCAGUUGCCUUUGGUGCCUGUGUUGCUCACCAGAUAGGUGAGAGAAGGAAAUUGUUAUUUUUCAACCAGGCUGAAUGUUAAAAAGUCUAAGGAAUGCCUAUAUUACUCACGGCAGGGAGAGGUAUAAAUGGCAAUGGAUAGUGGAUCAUUCUAACCCAAGUUAUCAGGAUGCAACCAUCAUCAAACUACAUGGACCCAGUAUGUAUGUGUGUAUGUAUGUAUGUGUGUGUGUAUGUAUGGAUGGAUGGAUGGAUGGCAAUCUACCAGAACUAAAAAUCAUAUAGAAUGGAGAUAGUGAAUAUAUUUCAGUAGACAUUAAUCAUUUCUGCCUUGAAGAACAUGGGACAGUGCAUCAUCCAACACAAGUCGAGGUGUGGAGAUAGUUGGGCACGGGACAACUAUCUUCUGUAAUAGCAAAUAUCUGUGAGAACUCAUUACUUGACGUUGAUGAAACAUGUCUACAUUAAAGGCAGAAGAUACAAUCCCACAUGACAUGUUGAAUAAGGAGAUACAAUGCAAUAUGUGGUUGUGUAUGUUGUUUGCAUUGCUGGUGAAGUUUGGUUGUAUUAUUGCAUUGUUAAAGUACAGAAUGUAACAUACAGUAUGUAUGUUUCUAGUCUUGUGAUUGUGUUGGAGAAAGUUGUUGAUUGACAAGCUUUUAUUAACAGGUGGUGUGUGAGCAGUAGGGUGUGUCUUGUGUGCAGGCUCUUAUUUCAGAUUUGGUUUUAGUGGACCUGGUCUGCAUCUGAAAUGUCAUUCUGCUACCUAUAUUGUGCACUACUGUUGUCCAGAGCUGUACAAAAGUAGUGCACUAUAUAGGGAUCUGUGUGCCAUUUCAGACACAGACAAAGAUGGCACAAAGGAAUGGAUACACACCGGUACAGCAAUGCCACUGUCUCGCGGAGUUAAGAAUAAGACUAGCCUUUCAGUUUGAAGAUCUAUGAAGAUCUGUAAAUUACUUCUAUACUGCUUUUUGUAACUUACACAUUGUUUUGUAAUGUUCAGAACAGAUGCUGUGCAUCAUAUUUUUUUUGUAACAGUUGGGAAAACAAAAUGCCUCAUUAAAACUCCAACCAUGUUGAUUGAGCUGAGACAAAGUGACAGUGACUUGUUUUCAUGAUGGUUGAUGGAGAAUGUUAUUUGCACAAGUUAUGUUUGAAUGUGUAUUAAUAAAAUUGUUCAACAAAACUUGAA
Molecule: messenger RNA, 3436 nt
Organism: Oncorhynchus tshawytscha (Chinook salmon)
Lineage: Eukaryota; Metazoa; Chordata; Actinopteri; Salmoniformes; Salmonidae
Product: TNF receptor-associated factor 3-like
Exons: 11
Coding region: 315-2045 (576 amino acids)
Biological process (GO): regulation of canonical NF-kappaB signal transduction; tumor necrosis factor-mediated signaling pathway; regulation of defense response to virus
Cellular component (GO): plasma membrane signaling receptor complex
Molecular function (GO): zinc ion binding; tumor necrosis factor receptor binding
Source: RefSeq, a predicted model, not a curated record